This is a messenger RNA of Chanos chanos (milkfish), 1074 nucleotides long. RefSeq names its product forkhead box D1 (gene foxd1). Gene Ontology annotation, molecular function: RNA polymerase II cis-regulatory region sequence-specific DNA binding; DNA-binding transcription factor activity, RNA polymerase II-specific. NCBI's taxonomy places the organism in Eukaryota, Metazoa, Chordata, Actinopteri, Gonorynchiformes, Chanidae. The transcript has a single exon. Bases 1 to 1074 code for a protein of 357 amino acids. The record is from RefSeq and is a predicted model, not a curated record. Gene Ontology annotation, biological process: anatomical structure morphogenesis; regulation of transcription by RNA polymerase II; cell differentiation.
AUGACUCUCAGUUCAGAGAUGUCGGACGCUUCUGCGCUCUCGGAGGAGACCGACAUCGACGUGGUAGGUGAGGGUAGCGAGGAAAGCGACGGACUCACGCGCUCCUACACGGACGAGGUUGCUCAGAUGCACGAAGACGACAUCCUGCUUGCUGGUUCCCCACCACCGUGUGUGGACGCUUCGGCCUCACGAGACCCUUACAAACCGGCCACUAAGAACACCCUUGUGAAACCCCCGUACUCGUACAUCGCACUUAUUACCAUGGCAAUCCUGCAGAGUCCCAAAAAACGGCUCACUCUUAGUGAGAUCUGUGACUUCAUCAGCAACCGGUUUCCGUACUACAGAGAAAAGUUCCCUGCAUGGCAGAACUCCAUCCGACACAACCUGUCACUCAACGACUGUUUCGUCAAAAUCCCACGGGAGCCUGGGAACCCUGGAAAAGGCAACUACUGGACUCUGGACCCGGAAUCGGCGGACAUGUUCGACAACGGCAGUUUUCUGAGGCGCCGGAAGCGUUUCAAACGACAACAGGCGCCUGACCUGCUUCGGGACCACGGAGGCUUUCUCCCAGCUGCUGCAGCAUACGGUUACGGACCCUAUGGCUGUGGAUACGGUCUCCAGCUCCAGUCUUACCACACGCACUCAACACUCUUCGCCUUCCAGCAACAACCGCAACAGCCGCCGCCACCGCCGUCUCGGCACACACACACCGGAACUCUAAUCCCCGCGCCCUCUCUCAUGCCAACCACCACCGAGCUUGCUCGGUCGCGUUUCUAUCCCUCUCUUAGCCCCAGUCUCUCCUCCCCGGUACAGACUGCAGCAGCCAAAUCCGGUUCCCCCGUGCACCGUUCUCCCUUCUCAAUAGAGAGUAUCAUCGGGAGCUCGUUGAGCCCUGCACACACGCAUUGUGCCUCGCGGACUUCCCCCGUGGUGCCGGUGUUACCGGUCUCCCUCGGGUCCCAACACUCCCCAAACCCGCCGCCACUUCAGGGAGUUGUACACGGAGGAGCAGCAUUGCACUCGGUGGUCGAGAGCUUUCCGAACCGGAUUGUCAGCGGUACUAGUGGCUGCUAA